GCCUAAUGCAAUAUAUAACUAAUAAAACCGUUCAAUCUCACUCAGUCUUACUAUAGUUGAAAAGUUAAAGCUGCACUUCUUCAUGCCACAACUCGUUUUCUUGCUAUUUGACUAAUUCUACCUAAGCUUCUUGCUCGAUACCUACUUUUUAUUGUUUGCAUCGCUUAUCUCCUAACCUAGACAGUUACCUACCUAUCACUACCUACUACCCCUUUGCCGAUCGUGAUUAACACCGCUUUCCCGAACCCGUGAAAUUUAGGGGUGCUCGGGCCCGGCCCGACGGGUACACCCGAACAAACAAGCAUGGCGGUAGCCCUUAGUCAACCGCCAAGACACAUCAUCAUUAGCACCGUCGCGUUCAUUCUCGUAGCGUGUUUCGUGCUGCUCACGCCGACGCCGCCGCCGCGGUCGACACCAUACCAUACCCCGGCGUCAUCAAGGAUCGACCGGUCGUCGCCCGCCGAAGUCAAUCGUGUGGCCAACGGGACCCUGGGGUUCGAGAAGAUCUUCGUCGUGGGCCUCCCGGAGCGCAGCGAUAAGCGCGAUGCUAUUGCGCUUACGAGCACGCUGACGGGGUUCGCGGUCGAUUGGGUCGAUGGCGUUAGAGGGGAGUCGGUGCCGGAUAAGGCGGUCCCGUUUGGUGCCGAUAGGAACAAGUUGUGGGAGACGAACUUGGGGAGUUGGAGGGGACAUAUGAAUGCUAUUCGCAGGAUCGUGGAAGAAGACCUUGGAUCGGCUCUCAUCAUGGAGGAUGACAUGGAUUGGGACGUACGGCUUAAGCCCCAGCUAGAAAGAAUCGCUCAAGGCGCCAGGGCUCUUCUCUCCUCCGCCUCGAAUCCCAGCUCUCCCUACGGCGACGAUUGGGAUCUCAUGUGGCUCGGCCACUGCGGCGAAGUCUUCCCCGAGACGCUCGAUGAAAACAAGGAGAAACCCGCCGACGACGCUGGCAUCCGAUACAUGUCGCGCAAAUUCGUCAUCGAGAACGACUCCACGGUGCCUCCCCGAGACAGAGUCACCGGCCUCGUCGACUUCAAAAGCCACCCCGCGUUUACCCGCUGGGUCCACAUCACCGGCGCCCCCAUCUGCACGUUCGCAUACGCGCUUUCGCAGACGGGAGCCCGGAAGGUCCUCCUAGACCUAUCCGUCGACCACCUAACCGGGCCUUUCGACAACGCCCUCGCCGGCCUCUGCCGCCGCGCCGUCUCAACGUGGGGCAUCCAAGACCCCGCGGAAGCCGGCGACCGCGGGCUCGACGCGAAAUGCAUCAGCGUAACGCCGCCCGUGUUCUUCCACCACAAGGCCCGCGGUCUUGUGAACGCCGACAGCGACAUCCAGACCGUCCAGGACGGGCAGAUUCGCGAGAAGGGCAGCACCGAGAAUAUCGUCUGGAGCGCGAGGAAUAAUAUUAAAAACAUGGUUAUGGGGACUCAGAUGGAGAGUCAGUAUGAAUAGAAAGGAGUUCGACUGCAUAUAUAUAUAUAUAUAUAUAUAUAUAUUGGGACGGAAUGAUACCUACCUCAAUUCGAAUUAUGAGGGCUAUAAACGACGGCGUUGGUGGGAUUCGGCAAAUUGAGAACGUGGCUCCUAGUACAGAUAACUCCGAGUACCUGUGGUAACUAAUAUAAAUUAUACGGGUUGGAGCCAAGUCUGCUUCUUCUAACUAUACCGUAUGGGCU
Molecule: messenger RNA, 1676 nt
Organism: Daldinia decipiens
Lineage: Eukaryota; Fungi; Ascomycota; Sordariomycetes; Xylariales; Hypoxylaceae
Product: glycosyltransferase family 25 protein
Exons: 2
Coding region: 304-1452 (382 amino acids)
Source: RefSeq, a predicted model, not a curated record